Toxoplasma gondii ME49 is the source of this 3674-nucleotide messenger RNA. RefSeq lists its product as hypothetical. The record is from RefSeq and is a predicted model, not a curated record. NCBI's taxonomy places the organism in Eukaryota, Apicomplexa, Conoidasida, Eucoccidiorida, Sarcocystidae. Bases 486 to 2471 code for a protein of 661 amino acids. The transcript has 7 exons.
GUUCAAGCGCCUCACCUCCAGACGAGGCGAUUGACCUCAGCCUCCAGUCAAAAUCCCGGGGUAAAUGCAUGCAGGGUGUCUUUUCGUAUCUCAAACCUGUGCCGCGGUGGAGUUAUGCUUUGGAGAAUAGUGUGCAAAGUUCGUUGCAUCGAGCUUCAAGGACCUCUCCGGCGAAGGAAUGGCACACUGCGAGAGAGGGGAAGAAAGCUGAAAAGAUAAGAGUUCCUGUUUCACCAACCGCUUCUCUCUUUGGUGGCUGCGCGCCCGCGGGGCUUUCCCAGCCGACUCAUGGACCUGAGUGACUCUCCUCCGGAUUUUUUUCGUAUGCGGUCGGCUUGUCUCCCUCUGGAAUGUCUCCACUUCCUCGCGCGUGACUUCUUCGCCCACACCCGUCUCACUUCUACUUCUCUGAACACCAAUCGUAUUCCUCUUCCCCUCGAAGCCUUCCGUCUCUCGCUCUUACUCCCAGUGAGUCCGCCUUCACCAUGGUGGCGCUGCGGCUCUUCCACCCGCCGCGACGGAGAGGCGCCUUCUCCGAAAUCUGUUCCCCUGUUUUCUUCCUCUCGCUUACGAGGCAACGCCGUCAGCGCGAUGCCUCCCUUUCUCUCCUCUCUCUCCGUUCUUCGCUCUCUCUCCGGAUUCCCCUGUCUCUGUCUUCCUUUUUGUCUGCUUCUUCUGUUUCUGGAUGCUCCCUGCCUUCCCGGUCUCUUCCUGAGUUCGCUUCGCGCUCGGCUGUCUCCUCCGCCGGGUGUACGUACACCCAGUGUAUCCCCUCGUCCCGCCUGCAACGCCGAGGAGCGUCGACCGCCUCUCUCCGGGCUCUGCACGAGUCGGCGGAGUCUGCGCGCGUGCGGCGCGUAGCUGCGAAGCCUUGCAGUGCCUCGGUGGUUUGUUCGCUUUCUUCUUCGUCUUCGUCAAGUCCAAGUAGAUCUCGGGGCUUGCUCUCUUCUCCAGUCGUAUCGGGAGAGAAACACCCCCGUUGCGGCGUGGUUUGGGGGAAAGAAGCGACUCGGACGCUCCGACAGGCGUCAGGAGGAAAGAUUCGCCUGUAUCGCAGCGAAGCAGAGAUGACAAACUCUUUGCUGAUGCAUUCGACCCUGCCGCCUUUGAGAGAUGCAAUCGCAUCUUCCCAAGCAAGCGCAAAUGAAAAACGACAAGUUUGUACGGGAUGCGAUUCUCUGUCGCGCGCGCUCCUCUUUCGUCCAAGGCAUUCGUCCUUCUCCGUGCUUGGAGGCGGCCCUGCCUCGCGUCUCUUUUCGUCCAGCAAGCCACCGGGAACGGAGGACUCCACGGACUCUCUGCCGGGUGUACGUACACCUUCGUCUUCUCCCGAUUUGCCUGAGGAAGGUUCGGCGCCGGCAGGCAGCGCGGUCAUCCGCCGCCCGGAAAAAGACAUCAGAGUUGGCGCAGGUGAAAGUUUAAUCGAGGCCAUGGUGGAGCAGUCUCUCAAAGAAGCAGAAGAGAAGGCCCUGCAUGCGCGUCGCCACCAAGGGAUUGAACUCUACCCUGGGGGGCCAGUGGACCGGUACGGACCUCCGAGAGAUCCGAGCACGCUCCUGCUGGAGCCGCACAAGCUGACGAGAGAAGAACGGUGGUUUCAGAUUUUCUUUGUCGCGGCUCCGUGGAUUUUCUUCCUCUGCAUGCUCUCGGCGCCAAUCCUGCUCGCCCAGUACCACGUCAAGAAGCUGGGCGAACGCGCGUCUCUCGCGCGGCAAGUGGCUGAAGAACUCAUGGAGACUUCGGACGCGGACUUCUUUCGUCUCUGCACCUUCCAGGACCUACGGGAGAUCGUCGAGCAGCCGCUGCAUGCUUUUCUUUGUUUCCUGCACCCCGACACCAUUUCCUCUCAAGUCGUCGCGCCUCUCCUUCGAGAUGUCGCUUCUCUCUUCAAGCGUCUGGGGAUUCGCGCGAGUGUAGCGCUGGUGGAUUUGUCUGCGGGAGUUCCGGAGCGCAUGCAGUCUGAACUCCCAGCUGCGCUCGCGCCACACGGACAGCUGCUGCUGCCCUUCGCAUUCGGCGGCCAACAGGCGGCGGUCGUGGACUUUGCCGAGACUUGGACGGCGGCGGAAAUCGUCAAGGCAGUCGCAGCCGAAGUGCCUGGCGCCCAGGCGGCGAUGGCCCACACCCAGGAGCUGGACGACAUCUGCGAGCAACUCAGCGACUGUCUCGUCUCGCUGGCCUUUGUUGACGGAGACAGCCGCGCCUCCGACGCCGCAUCUCCAGCAUUUCGUAGCUCUAGAAACGACCCUCUUGCUGCAGGUUCUCAUUCUGCAGAGAGCAGUCCUUCGUCGGCAACUGACGGAGACAAGGAGACACGCGAGCGAAUCGGAGGCGAGAGAGACGCGCUGUUGAACCCCGUCGCCCGCGUGAAGGAGCUCAACUUAAUCGGCGACGGCGGCCGCGAGGCGCUUCGGAAGUGCCAAGACGCGAGAGAAAAACUUCGAAGUCUCGGCGUUCAGCAAAGCCACUAACGCCGACGCAUCCGGCUCACUCUUCUAUACGCUCCUCUGUGCAUGUGUGUAUGUAUUUAUUUUUAUACACAUGCGUAUCUGUAUGCGCGCACAGACCGACAGAGAAAGAGAGAGAGAUGGACACGGCUCUGCACGCAUGCACGCCUAUCUGUCAAUAUAUAUAUAUAUAUAUAUAUAUAUAUAUAUAUAUGUUUGUGUGUCUGUACACGUAUCUGCAUGAAUGCGGAUAUGCAUAUAUAUAUAUAUAUAUAUCAAAUAUGUAUGCAGGUGAGUGCCUGUUGCAUGUUUGGGGAUGGUUGGGAGGCCCGGGAGAGAAUCGGGGGAUGGCUUCGAGACGUUUUAGGGAGGAGCAGAAGAAUACGCAUCGCGUACGUAGAGACUGCCUCUGUUUAAGCCUAUUUUCGACUACACGAGGCAAUCUGGAAUUCCUUCUUUUUGGCCUAACGAAGGCCAGCGCAGUUGCUUUAAACCUCUGCAGCUUCCUCCGAAUUCAGGCUGCAUCGUCUUGCUGCGUUUUUGCCUCGCACCCGGCGGCGCGUCGCUGCCGAUCAUCAUUGGCGCGUGGAUGCAUGCAGUGUGUGCGUCGCUCCCCGAGUAAACAUGUCUCUGCCUGAGACGACAGCGCUCGCGCUGCACGAUGCUGCGUUGCCUUGUCCUCCUCUUUUAUCUUUUUCUUCUCUCGCCGCUUCUUUCCGGGUUCUUCCGAUGCUUCUUCUUUCCCCCAAUUCGUUCCUUGUUUCUUCUCUGCUGCAGCUUCCUUCUCCGUGUCAUCCUUCGCCUGUUCCAGUCGUUGUCUCUCUGCCGCAUUUCGAUUUCAUGGCCUCCUCCCCCACAGGCUGGCACUGUCAAUCUGCCUGCGUAAUGGUCUGCAUGCAGCGAAACUCGACGAGAGACCGGGCAGAGAGAAUCCCCACUGCAGACCUUUCGACGCGAGUUUGGACUGUGCGUUCGAUGUCUGAAUUUGACCUAGUGAGCGUUCGAAGCUUCACGGCUCACUGGCCAGAGAGCCUGAUUCCACGUUGACCUGCUACCCUCUCUCCGUUGGCAUAGAAGCUGCGCCGCGCCGAACAAGCGCUGUGCUGGAAGGUCCGCCCGCUCCAAGUCUCCUCAGAAUCUCCGUUCCUUUGUCACUUCUCGGCACCAGGCUUGCUUCCCAUUCCUCUCGUUUAGCAGGAGCUAAAAAUGACAUCUUAAAUAUUUGGC